Messenger RNA from Brassica rapa (field mustard), 1556 nucleotides. Its product is annotated as cysteine synthase, mitochondrial. Gene Ontology annotation, molecular function: cysteine synthase activity. Lineage: Eukaryota; Viridiplantae; Streptophyta; Magnoliopsida; Brassicales; Brassicaceae. The record is from RefSeq and is a predicted model, not a curated record.
AAAUGGACCGUAUCUGAAAAAAGAACUAAUCGACGUCGUAUUCUGAAAAGCACGAUCAUGGCGAUGCUCAUGGCUUCAAGGUUUAACAGUGAAGCUAAGAUCGCGUCUCGAUUCCUGUCAACACUCUUCAGAAACCAAAGAGUGACGGCCUCAUCAUCAUCAUCAUCCUCUUCUCUCCUCCUUAACCCGUUGACUUCUUCCACUCUCCGUCACUUCAGAUCCUCUCCGGAGAUCUCUUCUCUCUCCUUCUCUGCUUCCGGCUUCCCUCUAGCGAUGAAGAGCCAGCAGCAGAGUCGGAGCUAUGGAGAUGUCUCGAAACGAGAUCCGUGCGAGGCCGUUAAGCGUGAGAAUGGAGCUGAUGGGCUCAACAUCGCUGAGAAUGUGUCUCAGCUCAUUGGGAAAACUCCUAUGGUGUACUUGAACAGUAUGGCAAAGGGUUGUGUAGCGAACAUUGCUGCUAAGCUCGAGAUCAUGGAGCCUUGUUGCAGUGUCAAGGAUAGGAUUGGGUACAGUAUGGUUACUGAUGCUGAGCAAAAAGGAUUCAUAUCACCUGGAAAGAGUGUUCUUGUGGAACCUACAAGUGGAAACACGGGUAUUGGACUUGCGUUUAUCGCUGCUUCAAGAGGCUACCGACUCAUCUUGACAAUGCCAUCAUCCAUGAGUAUGGAGAGAAGAGUUCUUCUAAAGGCGUUUGGAGCUGAGCUUGUGCUGACUGAUCCUGCUAAAGGCAUGACCGGUGCAGUUCAGAAGGCUGAGGAAAUCUUGAAAUCAACUCCUGAUGCUUACAUGCUCCAACAGUUUGACAACCCUGCCAAUCCAAAGAUCCAUUAUGAGACUACUGGUCCUGAGAUAUGGGAAGAUACAAAGGGAAAGGUGGAUAUAUUUGUUGCUGGGAUUGGAACUGGUGGGACUAUCACUGGUGUUGGUCGGUUCAUUAAAGAGAAAAACCCCAAAGUGCAGGUUAUUGGUGUUGAACCAACUGAAAGCGACAUACUUUCUGGUGGCAAACCGGGACCUCACAAGAUUCAAGGGAUUGGAGCUGGAUUUAUACCUAAGAAUUUGGAUCGGGCAAUUAUGGAUGAAGUCAUAGCGAUUUCAAGUGAGGAAGCUAUAGAAACUGCAAAGCAACUAGCUCUCAAAGAAGGCUUGAUGGUUGGAAUAUCAUCUGGAGCUGCUGCUGCUGCUGCAAUCAUGGUAGCAAAGAGACCUGAGAAUGCAGGGAAACUCAUUGCUGUUGUUUUCCCGAGCUUUGGAGAGCGAUAUUUAUCAACCCCUCUGUUCCAGUCUAUCCGGGAAGAGGUUGAGAAAAUGCAGCCUGAGAUAUGAACAAAAGCAAAUAUCUUUCUUCUACUGUUAGGUUUGCCUCUUGAGAGUGCUAAGCCAUUCUUGCUUAUCAAUAAGCCAAAUAGUGCAACUUGUAUUGUUCAACAUUUCUAUCAAAAAUCCCCAAUGGAUAAUUAAUUAGAUACAAUUAAACAAGAUGAAUUAUCCAUCUAUAUUUUUUUGUUAACCAAUAAAUUGUAGCCGUUGGUGUGUAAUAUGUACGAUUAUUUAAA